AAUAGCAAUGAUUGGAUUUUUAAAUAUCUAUUAGCAAAGCAACAUGGAAAUUCAGCAGACGUCCCCCAGCCUGGCCGUAUCGGAUACGAACAGCACCUGCGAGUACCUGGAUGCAGAGGGCGAGCCGGAUCCCAGCGAUGUGGACAGCAAUUUGUACGAGGAGGCGGAUCACGAUCAAGAGGCUGACCAACAGAAACAUAGUAUUAUCUCUGCGCUACGUGACGGACUGGGGCCAAAUGCUAGCUCCACCAGCACCAUCAGCCCGGAGCCAGGAAAGUCCAAGGGCCUGGCCGCAUCCGUGGAAUCCCUAGCCCUAAGUACUUCCACCAGCGCCAAGACGGAGGAUAGCAGCAGCAGCUGCGCCGUCUUGGACGACGACCAGCACGACUAUCAACACGACAGCGUGUGGCGCGGACGGAAGAAGCACAUCUUUAUACUCAGCGAGGCGGGCAAGCCGAUCUUUUCGCUCCACGGCAACGAGGACAAGCUGGUCACCCUCUUUGGAGUCAUUCAGGCCCUGGUCAGUUUCGUGCAGCUCGGACAGGAUGCCAUCACGUCCAUACAUGCGGGCGGCAUCAAGUUCGCCUUCAUGCAGCGCAGCUCGCUCAUCCUGGUGGCCGCAACGCGCACCAACAUGAGUGUGCAGCAGUUGCAUCUGCAACUGGGGGAUGUCUACAAUCAGAUCCUAUCCAUACUGACCUACUCACACAUGACGAAGAUAUUCGAGAAGCGCAAGAACUUCGAUCUCCGUCGUCUGCUCUCCGGUAGCGAGCGGCUGUUCUUCAAUCUUCUGGCCAACGACAGCAGCAGUGCUCGCGUGUCCAACAACAUCUUCACAUUUUUGACCAACUCUAUCCGCGUCUUCCCGCUGUCGACGACAGUUCGGUCGCAGAUAACCGGCGCCAUACAGAGCAACUGCUCGAAGAUCAAAAAUCUGGUGUUUGCCGUGCUGAUAGCCAAUAAUAAGCUGAUUGCAUUGGUGCGCAUGAAGAAGUACUCGAUUCAUCCCGCAGAUCUGCGCCUGAUUUUUAAUCUGGUCGAGUGCUCGGAGUCCUUCAAGAGCUCCGAGAACUGGUCACCCAUCUGCCUUCCCAAGUUCGACAUGAACGGGUAUCUGCAUGCCCAUGUCUCUUAUCUGGCCGACGACUGCCAGGCCUGCUUGCUGCUGCUCUCAGUGGAUCGGGAUGCAUUUUUCACGCUGGCCGAGGCCAAGGCCAAGAUCACCGAGAAGCUGCGCCGAAGCCACUGCCUGGAAGCCAUCAACGAGGAACUUCAGCAGCCGUUCAAUGCUAAACUGUAUCAGCAGGUCUUGGGCAUUCCCGAGCUGCGACACUUCCUGUACAAGCCCAAGGCGACCGCCCAGCUGCUGUGUCCCAUGCUCAGGCAUCCGUACAAGUCGCUGCAAGAGUUGGAGCGCCUCGAGGCGAUUUACUGCGGUCUGCUGCAUCGCAUCCACAACAGCUCCCGGCCGUUGAAGCUUAUCUACGAGGUGAAGGAGCGCGAAGUAGUGUUGGCCUGGGCGACGGGUACGUACGAGCUGUACGCCGUCUUCGAGCCGGUGGUUGACAAGGCCACGGUGAUCAAGUACGUGGACAAGCUGAUCAAAUGGAUUGAAAAGGAGUACGAUGUGUACUUCAUACGGAGCCAUGCUACUUUCUGAUCAACCUUAGCCCCCCACAUUUCAACGAGUUUGCCGUGGAGAGCAUUUGUAUAGCUAUCAAGUACAUAGUGACAUUGCAAAUUGUGAGAUAAAAUAUAUAACUAUUUUUAUAUAUAAACAAACAUCCGCCUGUUGCCGCCUAAUUGUUAAUGUGUCAAGCCGGACUGAUGUUGUUGCGUUGCAGUUUUGACGGCCUUUAUUUAACUUAACCAUGUAUACCAUUAAAACGCAUGUAUGUACAUUUUUAACUUAAGUAAAUCCUAAAAAAUA
Messenger RNA from Drosophila persimilis, 1930 nucleotides. It is a transcript of the gene Mon1, whose product is annotated as vacuolar fusion protein MON1 homolog A. Lineage: Eukaryota; Metazoa; Arthropoda; Insecta; Diptera; Drosophilidae. The record is from RefSeq and is a predicted model, not a curated record. The transcript has 3 exons. Bases 44 to 1660 code for a protein of 538 amino acids. Gene Ontology annotation, biological process: endosome to lysosome transport via multivesicular body sorting pathway; protein targeting to vacuole.